This is a messenger RNA of Anneissia japonica, 411 nucleotides long. RefSeq names its product plasminogen-like. The record is from RefSeq and is a predicted model, not a curated record. Lineage: Eukaryota; Metazoa; Echinodermata; Crinoidea; Comatulida; Comatulidae. The annotation marks the transcript as partial. The transcript is spliced from 3 exons.
GAUAAACGAAUCAGAUUGGUAUUCACUCUUUAGAUGAAUACUCUGUUGACCAUAUCAUGGAGCUAAACACACAUAGACCUAUAAUGGUUAUUCUGAAGACAAUGUUAUACGUACUUGUUUUUGUAAUUUGUUUUCAGCAAAUACAAGGACAAUGGGACUGUGUUGAUCUGAUUGGAAAGCAAUAUUAUGGAUACUACAAUUCUGCCUGUACCAAGCCACGGUCGUGGUGUCAAAACUGCACUAGAUGGGUUGAUCUCAAUGCCACUCUAUACGAUAUUUACAAUUAUACAGAGUCAGAUGAGAACUAUUGUCGUUGGCCCGACCCCGAUGAUUCAUCCGGACCCUGGUGUUAUUAUGAAGAUGAAUCUGGAAACAUAGAAAAAGAAUUUUGCCAUAUUGAGCCAUGUUCUG